Hippocampus comes (tiger tail seahorse) is the source of this 1965-nucleotide messenger RNA. RefSeq names its product calcium channel, voltage-dependent, gamma subunit 2b (gene cacng2b). Gene Ontology annotation, cellular component: postsynaptic density membrane; AMPA glutamate receptor complex; voltage-gated calcium channel complex. The transcript has 4 exons. The coding region runs from base 135 to 1094 and encodes 319 amino acids. Gene Ontology annotation, biological process: positive regulation of synaptic transmission, glutamatergic; regulation of AMPA receptor activity; postsynaptic neurotransmitter receptor diffusion trapping. Gene Ontology annotation, molecular function: voltage-gated calcium channel activity; channel regulator activity. The record is from RefSeq and is a predicted model, not a curated record. NCBI's taxonomy places the organism in Eukaryota, Metazoa, Chordata, Actinopteri, Syngnathiformes, Syngnathidae.
CCCGCUACCGCCGCCCGCCCGCUGCCGCCGCCCACCCCCCCUUUUCCGAGCUGGCGUGGCGACGCAAACUCACAAAUAUUUACUUCCUGUACGUGAAGAGGAAAGGGGGCCCCCCCUUUGUGGAAUGCGGCAACAUGGGCGUGUUUGACCGCGGGGUUCAGAUGCUGCUGACCACGGUGGGGGCCUUCGCCGCCUUCAGCCUCAUGACCAUCGCCGUGGGAACGGACUACUGGCUGUACUCGCGCGGCGUCUGCAAGAUCAAGAGUAACAACGAGAACGAGACCAGCAAGAAGAACGAGGAGGUGAUGACGCACUCGGGCCUCUGGAGGACCUGCUGCCUGGAAGGUUCCUUCAAAGGCAUGUGCAAGCAGAUAGAUCACUUCCCGGAGGAUGCCGACUAUGAGGCCGACGCUUCAGAGUACUUCCUACGUGCGGUGCGAGCCUCCAGCAUCUUCCCCAUCAUGAGCGUCAUCCUGCUAUUCAUGGGGGGGCUCUGCAUCGCUGCCAGCGAGUUCUACAAGUCGCGCCACAACAUCAUCCUCAGCGCCGGCAUCCUCUUUGUCUCAGCAGGCUUAAGCAACAUCAUCGGCAUCAUCGUGUACAUAUCAGCCAACGCCGGCGACCCUUCCAAGAGCGACUCCAAGAAGAACAGCUACUCCUACGGCUGGUCCUUCUACUUCGGCGCGCUCUCCUUCAUCAUGGCAGAGAUGGUGGGCGUGCUGGCCGUGCACAUGUUCAUCGACCGCCACCGGGAGCUGCGCGUGGGCGUGCGGGCCGCCGACUACCUCCAGGGCGCCGCCAUCACGCGCAUCCCCAGCUACCGCUAUCGCUACCGCCGUCGCUCGCGCUCCUCGUCCCACUCCACCGACCCGUCGCACUCGCGCGAAGCCUCGCCGGUGGGCCUCAAGGCCUUUGGGACGCUGCCCUCCACCGAGCUGUCCAUGUACACGCUGCCCAAGGGCCAGACGGGCACGCCCACGGCCACCUAUAACUCCACGGAGAGGGACCACAACUUCCUGCAGGUCCACAACUGCAUCCAGAAAGACCUGAAAGACUCGAGCAAUGCCGCCAAUCGGCGUACCACGCCUGUGUGAAACUCUCGGACACUUCCAAAGGGGCACUUCGGGGAGGGGGUGAGGUGGGGAGAAAAUGUCAAGGUCUAACGGAGGGUCUGGCACUUUGCUUUCUGUUUGACAGAAGCGGGGGGAAAAUGCACAGAAGCAAAAGAAACAUGCAUGAUUUUUGUCCCCCCAUCUACCCUCGUUUAACAAUUUGAUGUUUGUAAAGAUUUGAAGGGGUGGGUGUGGGCCGAGUGGAAAAGGGGGAUUGGGCGUGGUCUGUCCAAUCCGAAAGGCCACGUUAUAUUUUUUACUCUUCCUCUGGUCUGGUCUGGUGAAAAAUGGGGUUUGCCCCCUGCUCCCCAACCUCCCCUGACAACUUCCGGUUUGUCUCCUUAGUUUCGAUAUCUUCCUGAUUUUCUUCUUGCUUUGCAUAAAUACUGUGAACCACUGCGGUGUACGAUUUGAGCGGAGAGCACUCCAGGGGCCGCAAAAAAAAAAAAAAUGUAAUAAUGAUUAUAUAUUCAACAUACUAGUAUACUAGUUAAUACGUCAUGACCACUUUCCUGGCGCAACGAGAAAAAACAUAAUAAAGUAGCGAUGCUCAGAGAAAUGCUAACGGAAGCAAAUUCGGACAAGACAUUUGUCCGAGAAAAAGGCUUUGUGUGCGUUACGGAUACCACAUUUUUUACACUAAAAAAUUAAUAAAGAAAUAAAUAAAAUAACUUGAUGACCUCUUGGCCUUCCGCCAAAAAUCCGGCUGCCAUUUUGGUUCAGGGACAAUGAACUGCCGGAGGGGCGGGGGUUGGGGUGAACUUCUGAGCCGAUGAAUGAAGACGACUGUGGACAAUGCGACAGACAACAUGGAGUCCCUAAAAACACUUUAACAAAACAAAAAAAAAAUAAA